Molecule: messenger RNA, 2120 nt
Organism: Jaminaea rosea
Lineage: Eukaryota; Fungi; Basidiomycota; Exobasidiomycetes; Microstromatales
Product: UEV-domain-containing protein
Exons: 2
Coding region: 70-2037 (655 amino acids)
Biological process (GO): protein modification process; protein transport; endosome to lysosome transport
Cellular component (GO): ESCRT I complex
Molecular function (GO): ubiquitin binding
Source: RefSeq, a predicted model, not a curated record
CCGCUAAGGCCAGCCUCAUUACAUCCUUCUCUCUCACCACCACUACCACCACCACCCGCUCACCCGGUGAUGGACCGCAGAGUCAUCCACGACUGGCUGCGCUCCAUCCUUACGCCCUAUGCCGACUCUCAGCGAACAUUCGCCGACGUGACCUCACUCCUCGACGGCUAUCCCUCCUUGUCUCCGCGUACGGACCUGUACAUCUCCAACGUCGGCCAGUCCUCCCUCCUACUUCAGCUGCAUGGUACGCUGCCUAUUCAGUACCGAAAUGCCACCUACAAUAUCCCUGUGCAGCUAUGGGUGACUAGGGCCUACCCGAGAGAGCCGCCAAUAGGGUUCGUCACGCCUACGAGCACCAUGCUGGUCAGGAAGACAGGGGAUGUUGAACUCGAUGGUGGGAUUGAGACGGAGUAUGCCAAGCAGUGGGGCCGAAAGUGGGAGACGAAGAACCUCGUAGCAUACGUCCAAGCUGCACAGGAAGCCUUCUCACAGCAGCCGCCCGUCUACGCCAAGCCCGCAACAUCAGCAGCAGCAGCAGCGCCGGCCUCGACACCGCCACCUGCAAGAUCAGCGACAGAGCCGAAAUCUUCCUCUGCAAAAGCGGCGCCAGCGCCGGCACCAGCAUCAAGUAGCUCCCCAGCACCCGCAGCAUCAACUCCCGGAGGAGGAGGGAAGCCUCCACCGCCGCUGCCAGGUCAGGCUAGUAGGGCGGCUACGACUCCCCCAGGACAGUCUCCUCGCGAAGGAAGCGCCGUACCGCCGCUUCGUCCCCCAAAGCCAGGCCAAGCCGAACACUCCUUUUCCUCUCCACUCCAAUCACCCAGGGUCGUCUCAACGCCAGGCCCCUUUCAUCCCACACAGCCCUUGGCCCCUCGUGAGCAGCAUCAGUACGGAAAUCACGGCGGUGCUGGGGGUGCGUACCACCCGCAAAGAGCGUUCACUGUGGAUGUCAACAGCGGUGCGGGAGGCUACUCGCCGCAGCGUUACGCUGCCCAACAGCCGCUCCCACAGAGCCCUGCGCUUCAUCAGCAGCAGCAAGGCGGCUGGCAGCCACCGACGCAAGGGCAUGGAUACGGUCAAGGCGACCAUGCUCAUACAGAGCAGCAGCAAUAUCAACAACAGCAUCAAGGCCCGCAGAGAAGAUUCUCAGCCCACCACGGGGACAGCGGUCCAGCUCACUACUAUCAGCAGCAGGACGCGGUCGGAAGUAGUAGCAGCGGACAUCACUCAUACGGCCCACCACCGCACAGCAACGGCUAUGCAUCACCCGCACCUCGCCCACCUCCGCCUGCUGCAGAGUACGCUGCAGGACCAGGAGCAGGGCAAGCCCCUGCGCCAGUUCUGACAGCGCCACCCCCGCCAGCGAAACCGCGCGACCUCCUGGCCGAGGACGACGAUGAAGGAGCCAGCAACAGUGGCCCCCGCAGCAAUGGAGGAGGCCCGCCUGGAUCCUCUGUCAGCUCAGCAGCGACUUCAGGCCCCGCACCUCCUCUGCCUCCCAACCCUCACCUACAGUCCCUCCAUGCGCAGCUACACCAUCAUCUCACCUCACGCGUCCACGGGAUCCACUCCCACUUCCAGCAAAAAAACGACUCUCUCCGCCUCCUCUCCAGCGACCUCGAUUCUGCACCCGAUAGGAUCAAGGACGAGGUUGCUCGCCUCGAAGUAGUGCGAGACCUCUGCCGCGUAGCUGCUGAGAAGUGGGAAGGGGCUCUAGGGGAGGCCCGUUCCCAAACUGCAGAGCUGGCCCGUCGGACAAGGGAGAGGGAGCAGGACGACGGCUCAGAACGUGAUCUUAUCCUGGCUGACUCCAUCGUGGGGUCGCAGCUCAUGUCCUUGAUCUCGCAGGAUAUGGCCCUCACUGACGUGCUGUACCAUUUGGCGCGAGCUCAGGAGGUUCAUGCUAGUGUACCUGGGGCUGUACUGGGUGACCUGGAGCGCUAUCUCAAGUGGGUGCGCAACUUGGCGAGAGAGCAGUUCUUGAAGAGAGGGUUGGGUGGAAAGAUUGUAGGGGGUUUGGAGAUGGGAGGGGGUUAGUGGGACGAGAGAAACGAGGGAGUACAAAGCGGAGCGCAGUGAGAGAGCGAGUUGGUUCGCAAUCGCAUGUCUUGCAUAGUGGU